Molecule: messenger RNA, 222 nt
Organism: Saccharomyces paradoxus
Lineage: Eukaryota; Fungi; Ascomycota; Saccharomycetes; Saccharomycetales; Saccharomycetaceae
Gene: ATX1
Product: copper metallochaperone ATX1
Exons: 1
Coding region: 1-222 (73 amino acids)
Biological process (GO): copper ion transport
Cellular component (GO): cytosol
Molecular function (GO): copper chaperone activity; metal ion binding
Source: RefSeq, a predicted model, not a curated record
AUGGUAGAGGUGAAUCAUUAUCAGUUCAAUGUCGUCAUGUCCUGCUCGGGAUGUUCUGGUGCAAUCAAUAAGGUUUUGACAAAAUUGGAGCCGGACGUUUCCAGAAUAAAUAUAUCACUUGAAAAGCAAUUAGUAGAUGUAUAUACUACGCUUCCUUACGAUUUUAUUCUGGAAAAGAUAAGGAAAACCGGGAAAGAAGUUAAAUCCGGGAAACAGUUGUGA